Messenger RNA from Poecilia reticulata (guppy), 3892 nucleotides. RefSeq lists its product as uncharacterized. NCBI's taxonomy places the organism in Eukaryota, Metazoa, Chordata, Actinopteri, Cyprinodontiformes, Poeciliidae. The record is from RefSeq and is a predicted model, not a curated record.
GAGCUUGCACCUAUCAAAUCUCCCUCUGGUGAACAUGACAGAAGUGAAGGGGGAGGAAGAAGAAGCCGCUUUCAUCUCCUUACCUCCAUUUGCUGCCUAAAACCUCAGCCGUGACAUGAUGAAUCUUUGUGCGCGAGGCGUUGGGCGCCGCCGCCGCCGCCGCCGCCUGUCGGAGUUGGAGUUCUGCAUUCAUCGGGAGCAUUUAAAGCAGAAAGUUGUUUUGUGUUCGAAGGGUGCUGGAAGUGGUGGGCUCUCGGCAGGUUUUGUUGAAAUUUCUGCAGCGCCAUUUUGCGCUCUGACUAUUUUAGUUGUAGCAUCCUUUUGAAAUUGUUACGGAAAGCCCCGCGAGCUUUUCCGCACCCUCAUUUUGUCAUGCAGCAGUAACAAACUUUAAUGUAUUUUGUCGGGACUUUAGGUGGUAGACAAAUGUAAGGUAGCACAGAGUUGUGGAAAUGGAAGAAAAAUKAUUAAUCUGAAAAGCUUGCGGUUCGUUCAAAUGUUUUAACGGCUAAUAACCGAACAAUUGGCCAAUUGCAGCGUCGCGCUUUAUAAGUUGUCAACACAAGACUUUAAAUGAGACUUUUUUGGACUUUGCUGUAACUUUUUCAUAAGCGGCUUGUCCUUUCAAGAGAACCCGAGCCCACUGAUCUGAUUCCAGAUCUGAUUCUGUGUCGGUCACUGCAGCUGCGUUUCCAUUAACCAAACCGUUGCAUAAAUUGACAUUACGAAGAUAAAUCUGCUCAAGGGAAACACACCGAUUCACGUUUUUCAAAUAAAAAGCUUUUGCGUUGGGAUGAGGUGGUUGGAGGAUGAUGGCUUCAUUAAAAGUUGCGUGUCAUUCGAACGUGUUGAAUCCAUACCUCAGAAAUGUUCUCUUUUUUUUUUUUCUUCAACAUUGGCGGAUUAUCGACAAAGAUUUUGAGCAYAUUCGUUAACGGAAACGCAGCCGGUAUCCGUCUUCAAAGCUCCUUCCCGGACCCGUCCAGAGGCAAAAGUUCCCCUAAACGUCUGCCUCCCGGUGACUGAUUAUCAGGUGCUGCUGGCCUGUUUACCUCGCCGUGCGAUUUGUUCUCAUUUCUCAUAAAGCUAUCCUCAGCCAGCACCUGCGUCUCAUCGACGAAGACAGAUAGAGAGCUGGAAAAAGCUCAGCAGCAGGAUAUGAAAUAUGCUAAUGAACCGGUGUAAUAAAAAGCCAUCAUUACACAUGCAGGAGGAAAGAAAAUGGAAAACUUUGUAAGAGGGAGGGAGCGGGAGUGGAGGGGUGGYGCAUUUCCGACCUUGAUGUGAGACGAGCAUCCUUGCUGAAGGGCAGCAUUUUGGCUGGAAGAAACUGAGCUCCCAUCAAGAUAGUCCAGGCCGUGUUAAGACAUCAGUCAUAAUGAAAACAGAGCUGCUGCUUUACGGGCUACUCGCACAGUGCCUGGGUGGCUUUAAUAAGGCGUUUAGGCGAUGAGUUUCCACAAAACAGGCAGUCUACCAAACAAAAAAAGAAAGAAAAAAAAAACCCUCAGUAUGCAUCGCACUGCAGGGAAAUAUGCAAAUACAAAACAUUCCUAUUUAUUAAUCUGCACCUGCAGCGACAAAUACAACAUGUUUCAUCUCAAUAGGCAUUUAUUUCUUUUUUUCUUUCUUCUGAACAAUCUUUAUUUGAAAAUGCCAGAAACACUAGAUGCUGCAAUUCGCGUUGUGUUUAGAUUGUUGCACAGAGUGAUGAGACGGUAGGAUCGGCAGAUAGAAUUUAAAUCAAGUAGUUUCUUCUCACUAUAGUCCAUAUGUUUUCUGCUGGGUUGAUGUUUGGGUUUUUAGAGCAUAGAAUCGACCUCCACUGAUUUACGUUUGGCAUCAUUGCUCUACUGGAAAACCCAUUUGUGUCCAAAUUUCAACUAUCUGUACUCAAACUGUGACUUUGUGAUCAAAGGAAAUUAGCUUCAGUGUUCAGGAACAACACAAGAGCAACCAAAGCAUUUCUUGUCAUAAACUGUUGAAACACAAGCGUAACUGUCCACAGUGAGUUGCACAUUGAUUUUUACGCAAAUAAAAGCAAAGUAAAAGCCCCUUUCUUAAAACUGACACCUUUUACAAUUGCAGACUGUUUAAAAGCCAAGUAUUUGACUAGAAGCCAACCACUUUAAAUGUAAUUCUGCCUGGAAGACAGCUUGAGAGUUGCGCCAGAAGCUCAUAUCCAAUUGCUAUAAAAGAGAAGACGAGUUGCAACUUGCAAAGAGAUAUUUAAUGACAUUUUUUUUACAGGACUGUGAUCAAGGUUUUGUGACAGUGACUUUGAAGAUUGUAUCAGCUUAUGAGUCUGCUCUAAACGAGUCAAACGCUUAGGUCUCGAUCUCAUUGAGAUUCUUUGUUGUGAAUUGAAAUAUGUUCGUGAAUUAUGGCGUCCCAACUUUUUUCUGAUCAGUCCAAGUCGGUCCACAUGUCACAAGUGCCAAUCGUCGUCAUCUGACUCUUCCGACACCGAGAUGGAAUCUGGUUCCUCGUUUCUCACGACCCCGAUGCUUUUUUCACUGAAACGUGUUGCUCCUGCCGUAGAGAGCAAUUUGAUUUGGAAAGCAGUUCCCAGCAGACGAGAUACGGAGGGAGCGAUUUACAAGUGAUUUACAAGACUAACAACAAUCAUCGUGCGGUGAUAAAACAUUUAAUCAGGAGUUGAGGUAAGGCCAUCCCAGUGGUUGGAGACCUGGAGCCACGAUGGCAGCUGCCCGCAAAGCUGCUUGCUGCGUUUCCUUCCUAAUGUGGAUCCUGGCUGAUUUUACAGCUGAAUCCCUGGAGAACGUGGCACCAGAGGGAAUAGCAUCUCAGUCAUCCACUGCUUUCCUUGGUGUUGCCUCAAGGGCAGUCGAUGGAAACAGAGACCCAGAGUACAGUCACGAAUCCUGCACUCAUACAGUGGGGGGACCGAACCCGUGGUGGAGUCUGUUGUUGCCAGUCGUGUACCGGGUCACGACCGUCAGCAUCACCAACAGGAACGUGGCGAGCGAGAGGAUAAAUAAUGCCGAGAUCCUCAUUGGGAAUUUCCUAGAGAACAAUGGCAACAGCAACCCCAGAUGUGCUGUCAUUUCCUCCAUCCCCAGUGGGGGAACCAAAACCUUUAACUGCACAGGAAUGACGGGUCGGAUGUUGACCGUGAAGAUCAGCACCUCAUUCGGCAUUCUGACAAUGUGUGAGCUUGAAGUGUAUGGAGAACUGGCUGCUCCCUCGCCGUCCUUCAGCGCAGUGGUGAUGGGACGGAGAGUAGCCGUUGUGCAGAAGAAGCUGUGCUGGUCAGACGCCUUGUUGUACUGCAGGGAACACUACUGGGACCUCCUCAGCGUUCGCAGCGAGCAGGAGCAGAGAGGGUUGGAGGAGGUGUUGAGAAACUCAACCUUCCUGACAAACGACCCCUCCGUUUCUUCCAGACAUGUGUGGCUGGGACUGCGCAGGCGUCUGAUGGGGAGCUCGUGGUUUUGGAUGUCUGGUGCUUCCAUGAGCUACAUUUACUGGAAAGAGCAACACACCUGGCAGGUCACAAGUCCCUGCGGUGGCGUGGACGCCGACGACUCGUUCUACUGGAGAAAUUUUCCGUGUGGAGAUCACCUCUAUUUCGUCUGCCUGAAAGAAUUUGAGGAAAACGGGAGCCGUGUGGAAUUCUACAGUUUCACCGGACAGUAAACGUUCCCGGGAAGACAAACUCUGGUUUCACUCACUUCGCUCAGUAGCGUGUGGUCUUUUCAGGACUUAGAAGUUUUGAAAUUAUACCACAAAACACAGUAAAUUGGUGUGCUUUGCUCUUUUUAGGUGUGAGAAGUGGUAGACAAACUUCAAACUGUUGAGUUGCAAACUUCUAACAAAGUACUACAUUGUCUCUGUCUGAUAUUAAAAUAAAUAAUUCCUACAAUCUACA